Messenger RNA from Cynara cardunculus var. scolymus (artichoke), 3090 nucleotides. RefSeq names its product zinc finger CCCH domain-containing protein 38-like. The transcript has 4 exons. The coding region runs from base 167 to 2596 and encodes 809 amino acids. Gene Ontology annotation, molecular function: metal ion binding. The record is from RefSeq and is a predicted model, not a curated record. NCBI's taxonomy places the organism in Eukaryota, Viridiplantae, Streptophyta, Magnoliopsida, Asterales, Asteraceae.
AAACGAAGAUCCUUUCUUUCUCCAUUCAUAUUGCUGCUACUCAACAAUGGUGAGAGAGAAAGACAGUCACAGAGAAUUUUAGGGUUUUCUUCUUCGCUUUACAGAUCAUGCUGUAUCUUUACUAGAGAAGGUAAAAGCUGCAGAAUCUUCACUAAACGGUGGGACUAUGAGUGGUAGACGUAGAAGAUCUGAAUCUCUAUGGGACAGAAAAGAAGAGGAGGCGACUCGAACUGAGAUCAGUGAAAAGGUUCCUUAUUCAAGUUUUAUUGGGGAUGGUUCACCAAAACGGUCAAAUUCAGAAGCUAAUGAUGCUGGUGAUAUUUCUGGGCAACCAUCUCGAGAGCCUAUGCAAGGAAAUCAAAACAUUUCAAUGGAUAAUGACAACAGCAGUGGCAGGCAUGGAAUGAAGAUGGAUCCUGCUUUUGAUGAAUGGGAAAAUCAAUAUAGCUCCCGCCCUUCGGACAAUUCCUAUGAUCUGCCAUUUAGGAGUGGUGAGCGAGGUGUAGGUGGCACGGGGAACAUGAGCAAGGAUAGAGAUCGUAGUAGGAGUCCACACCGAAGCAGGGGAAGGGACAGGGACAGGGACAGGGACAGGGGUAGUACAAGGGGCUUGGCCAGGAGCAGGAGCAGGAGCAGGAGUAGGAGUAGAGGCAGGGGUAGGAGCCCAUUCAGUGAUGAAAGACGAGAAUCGUAUGAAUCUGGUGAUUCAAGGGUAUCAUCUCGACCAUGUAAAGAUUUUUCUGCAGGAAACUGCAGAAGAGGUAUUCAGUGUAGAUUCCUCCACCAGGAACUUGUAGAUUCUAGAGGUGGUGACUUGAUGGAAAAGUACUCAGGUGGUUUACGAUUCCGUGAUGAUAAAAAUUCUGUUAGCAAGGGCUCAGAUGGUUACAGGAAAGAUACUGGACGGAAAAGUGGAGUAGACCAUACCACUUCUUCUGGAGAUGAUUACCACAAAGGCAAUCGGAAUGCUUAUGAUGAUCAAGAUCACAGGCGGCAAUCAAACCAAACUACCAGAGCCCCAUGCAGGUUUUUUAUUAUGGGAAAAUGCAACCGCACCAAUUGCAAGUUUUCUCAUGAUGUUCCAAAAUCAGGAGGCCAUGAAGGAAGGUCACACGAUAAUAGCAGGCCGUGGAACGAUCGACAGCCACAGGAUCAAGUGAGUGCAUCAGGAUUUUCUGAUUUUCCAAAAUCCAGCCAUGAUUUUGAUGACAAGAACAAGUCUUGGAGUGGUCCUUUGUGGAAUGAUUUGGAAUCGGGAGGUUUUGAUGAAAUGUCUCGUGAUAAUAUUCUGGAUGACAAGAACAGAACAUGGGAUCCUCCAGGAUGGAAUGGAUCUGAGAAAAAUUCUGACAUUUUAUCUCAACCGAGGAGUGUUACUAAUCAUAUGGAUAUGAAUCAAGAAUCCCAAAUCAUUCAUGACAGUUCCCAGUUGCAUUCGCAACAUGUAAUGCCAGAAACUUCAGGCAGCCAACUAACAAAUGCAACUACAACUGUGAUACCAGAGGUGCCUAGAAUUCCUUGUUUUCAGCAGCAUCAGAAGCAGGGAGAAGGCAGUGUCAGUAUGAUGAUUGAUUCUCGCAAUAUGGUCUCCGGACAGACCAACAAACAAAUUCAUUCCUAUGGUUCAGACUUCGUUCCGAGUGUUCAUAAUAUGGCUUUCCAAUAUCCUUCAACUUUAAACGGCACUGAAAAAAGCUCCGACAUGCUUUCUCUUAGCUCUUUGAAUGGACCUAAACUUCAGUCGAAUGGUUCAGUUCAGGGCAUGUUUUUGCAUGUGGACUUACAAAAGCAGACAGAUAUUCAGAAUAAACGAGGUGGAAAACCUCUGGAAACUUCUAAAAACGAUAUCCCUCAAUUGGAUGCAACUGUAGCAAGUAAUGAGCAGGUUUCUCAAGUAAGUAGCCUCCCUGUAUCAUUGCCACAGAUAUCUCAGAACCUAAAUCUGGCCAAUGCCCUUGAGUUACUUUACUCUCUUCCCAAUACUGCAUCUUCUGGUGCCCCAGUUGACUCUAUGGUAGUUCAGCAGAAUCUAGAUACAAAAUCCAAAGAGCACUAUGAGUCAUCAAGAGAUAUGGUUGUCAAUGAGUCCAACAUUAGUGUACCGAUGGGGAUCUUGUCUAAUUCAAUGGAACAGGGGAAUCAAGUGUCAGUGGAACAAGUUUCUUCAAUUGAUCCCAACCCCAGCAAAUUGGUGGCAGUUGGUAUGCCUGAUGGGAAGCAGGAACCAGUUGGAAUUCUACAAGUCAAUGAGAACAGGAAGGCUGACAAAAAUGAAAAUACAAAUCCUGGCAAAUCUGAAGCACAAGGCAAAGUAGAAGAAGGCAAUAUCAGCAAUGAUGAAAAGGCCAUGCGGCAGUUCAAGAUCGCCCUCGUGGAAUUUGUUAAAGAGAUUCUGAAGCCAACAUGGAAGGAAGGUAAGAUGAGCAGAGAAGUUUACAAAACUAUUGUAAAGAAAGUGGUUGACAAGGUUACAAGUACCAUACAAGGAAAUCAGAUCCCAAGAACACAAGAAAAGAUAGACCAAUAUCUGACGUUUUCUAAAUCCAAAAUUACCAAGCUUGUGGAGGCAUAUGUCGGAAGGUUUCUAAAGGCAUAGCACACGCUUGUUAUAAAACUCUAAUGAGGUCUUAAGAUAACGUAAGGUGAGUCGAUAGUUUGGAAGAGUAUUUGUUGAACCAUGUAUAGAAUACGUUUGGCCGCUCGCUCUAUAAAAUUUAUUUAUUUUGUCACUAUAACUCAUGUUCUAAUCACUUUUCGUCCAUCCGUCCUGCUUUCCCACAAACAUGGCGUCAUAUAAUAAGGGUAGACUGCCCAAAUCGUUGUCGGGAGAUGGGAGUAGUGGGUGAAAGUGGUCGGAGAAUGAGAUACAGUGCCCAAAUAAAUACGUUUUCUAGUGCAAAUGCUAAAACGUAUUUUAUUCGAUAGUAGUUUGAACAAGAGAUAUGUUGUUUUUGCUGUUUUGUUAAUUGGAAACAGUUAGUUGUAUUGCCUUGUACUAUUUAGAAGAUUGUUGCUUGGAGUCUGGGAUUUUCUGGUGCAUUUGCUUUGCUAUGUGAAAAAGCACUGCUUGAGCAUGUCAACUUUUUUAAA